GAUCAAGACAACCUUGAAGCAAGCUCUAGGCACGCCAUGUCGUCCAAACACAUCGUAUUUGACAUUGUCGGCACGCUCGUCUCUCAUGAGCACUUCUAUGAUAUCAUACACUCGCGCUUAAGCUCCAUUCUCGAGCUCUACAACAUCACGGGCCGCCUUCUAGGCUACGCAUGGCUUGAGACUGCAGAGCGCGAAUACACAUAUCUCUCGCUCUCUGGCUGCUACGUACCCUUCGCCAAAGUCUUUCAAGCGAUCUUCUUCCGCGUACUACAUUUUGCCGGCGUACCCAAUCCGAGGAGCGUGGCUAGCGAGAAAGAUGUUGAAUACUUCAUACAAGAGUACAAGAACUGUGCAGUCAGGCCCGGUGCGAAAGAGUGUAUCGAUCAGUUGAGAGCGGGCGGAUGGACGGUGUGGGCUUUUACAAGCGACGAUCGAGAACGAGUUAGAGGGUACUUCAGCAAGGGUGAGAUUGCUAUCGACGAUGACCAUAUUGUGACUUGUGACGAUGUUGGGGUAGGUAAACCGGAGAUCAAAGCAUAUGAGCGUGUAAAGGAGAAAAUUGGUGUUGGAGAAGAUGAGGCCUUGUGGUUCGCAGCUGCCCACGGAUGGGACGUCAGUGCGGCGGGCAGGGCAGGGUUCAAGACUGCGUACUGUACGGUGUUGGAGAAGGAACCGCUCGAAGAGGUCUUUGGAAAGACAGACGUUACUACGGACAACCUACCGGCACUUGCUGACGUAGUUAUCAAGACUGCUCGAUGACAAAUGGAAACGACAAUGCCACAAGGCCAGCUUUACGGACUUCAAGGCGCCCGCCAUGGCUGAAAACAUUGCUUGGAGCACACAACUGGACGUUAUGAUGCAAUAUCACAGAAGUAAGUUGACUAGGUUUGUAUAGGAACCAAGUAACGCCUGUCAUAGGCUAUAGUCUGACAAUAUCGCUGCC
Didymella exigua CBS 183.55 is the source of this 943-nucleotide messenger RNA. RefSeq names its product HAD-like protein. The coding region runs from base 37 to 759 and encodes 240 amino acids. The transcript has a single exon. NCBI's taxonomy places the organism in Eukaryota, Fungi, Ascomycota, Dothideomycetes, Pleosporales, Didymellaceae. The record is from RefSeq and is a predicted model, not a curated record.